Theobroma umbraticum is the source of this 703-nucleotide messenger RNA. RefSeq lists its product as uncharacterized. NCBI's taxonomy places the organism in Eukaryota, Viridiplantae, Streptophyta, Magnoliopsida, Malvales, Malvaceae. The record is from RefSeq and is a predicted model, not a curated record.
UCACCAUCUGAUUAAUUUGAUCUGAUAUCAAAUCAAAUAGCAGAGACAGCUGGUUCAAGAUGGAGUCCAUGUCCAACCGCAAGCGCCGAGAUUUCAUCAAGGGGAAGCUGGCGCCAUUCUUCCGAGCAGCCAAGCCGCCAGCAGCAGCAGCCAUGCAAUACACCACCAAGGUCAAGCCAAACCAGACUUCUUCUACAACAGCUUCUGUCAGCUUCCGGGUUCACCAGGACUACAUGGUUUCCCAACCAAAGCAGGUCUCGUUCAUCGUAUCUACUGACAAAAACCGCGAAAACUUAAGCCAAAUCGACAACUUCUUCUGCGUUGCUGGCGAUGAAAGUGUUGAUAUUAAGGCUGCAAGUUACAUCUCUUCUGUUCAAGAACGUUUCAAACUUGAACGAAACAACUCAGAACGAAUCAAGCUCCAGGAAACUCACUAGGGGAGACCAAUGGAUACCUUUGCUUACCCUCUUAGUACAAUUAGAUCCAAUAAUAAAAAUUCCUUGCCAUAAAAACCCCACAAGAUUAUCAUUUGUUCAUAGAAUUUGAAGGUGUUAAUUGGAUCUGUAAUUGUUUUUAUGGAUAAUUAAGCAGAGUCCAUGUCUUAGGUUGAGGCGCUUUUCAGCUUCUGCGUGUGCUUGAGUUUGUAAUUCAAGUGAAAGUAAUUUAAUUUUUGUCCUGUUUGUCAUGCAGAAUCCACUUUUGA